This is a messenger RNA of Lolium perenne, 2366 nucleotides long. Its product is annotated as indole-3-acetic acid-amido synthetase GH3.8. The record is from RefSeq and is a predicted model, not a curated record. Gene Ontology annotation, cellular component: cytoplasm. Gene Ontology annotation, molecular function: acid-amino acid ligase activity. NCBI's taxonomy places the organism in Eukaryota, Viridiplantae, Streptophyta, Magnoliopsida, Poales, Poaceae.
GGAACUUAGCCGGACAAGCCACUGACGUCGCCGCGUGCCUGUCUUCCCCGGCCGCUCUCACCCCGUCAUCCUCAUCCGCCCAGCUCCCCGACCCCUAUAAAUACCUCGCCAUCCCCAGCCGUUCCGACACAGCAGCACAGCAGACAGCAAACAUUCCACAGCUUCUCCCUCUCCCACGCCACGCACUCUUCAGCUGCCCAAGCUCAGAGCUCGCACUAGUGUUUCCGACUGAGCAAAUGGCGGCGAUGACCCAAGUGUCCAGGGCGAUCGGCGCCGCUGACCUCCACCCCCUCCACCCGGCAUCAUCCGAGUCGGCGGCGGCGGCGAGAGCCAACGGCGACGAGAAGCUGCGGUUCAUCGAGGAGAUGACGUCCAACGUGGACGCGGUGCAGCAGCGCGUGCUGGCCGAGAUCCUCGCCCGCAACGCCGCCACGGAGUACCUCGCCAACUGCCGCCUCGACGCCGCCACCGCCGACCGGGACGCCUUCCGCGCCAAGGUCCCCGUCGUCUCCUACGACGCGCUCAAGCCAUACAUCCAGCGCAUCGUCGACGGGGACAGCUCGCCCAUCCUCUCCUCGCACCCCGUCUCGGAGUUCCUCACCAGCUCAGGCACCUCCGCCGGGGAGCGGAAGCUCAUGCCCACGGUAGAGGAUGAGCUCGAACGGCGCCAGUCGCUCUACAGCCUCCUCAUGCCGGUCAUGAACCUGUAUGUGUCCGGGCUCGAGGCGAAGGGCCUCUACUUCCUGUUCGUCAAGUCGGAGACGAGGACCCCGGGCGGGCUGCCGGCGCGGCCGGUGCUCACCAGCUACUACAAGAGCGACCUCUUCAGGAACCGGACGCACGACCCCUACCACAACUACACCAGCCCCACGGCGGCCAUCCUCUGCGCGGACGCCUUCCAGAGCAUGUACGCGCAGAUGCUCUGCGGCCUGUGCCAGCGCCACGAGGUGCUCCGCGUCGGCGCCGUCUUCGCGUCCGGCCUCCUCCGCGCCAUCCGCUUCCUCCAGCUCAACUGGGAGCAGCUCGCCGACGACAUCGAGCAGGGCGCGCUCACCCCGCGCGUCACGGACCCCUCCGUGCGCGAGGCGGUCGCGGCCAUCCUCCGCCGCCCAGACCCCGAGCUGGCGGCAUUCAUCCGGGACGAAUGCUGCAAUGGCGACUGGGCCGGCAUCAUCACGCGCGUCUGGCCCAACACCAAGUACCUGGACGUCAUCGUCACGGGCGCCAUGGCGCAGUACAUCCCCACGCUCAAGCACUACAGCGGGGGCCUGCCGAUGGCGUGCACCAUGUACGCGUCAUCCGAGUGCUACUUCGGCCUCAACCUGCGCCCGCUCUGCGACCCGGCCGAGGUCGCCUACACCAUCAUGCCCAACAUGGGCUACUUCGAGUUCCUCCCCGUGGACUCCGCCGCCACCGGCGCGUCUGUCGCCGAGGCGUCCGCGUCCGACCUGGUGGAGCUGGCCCGCGUGGAGGCCGGGCGCGAGUACGAGCUGGUGAUCACCACCUACGCCGGGCUCAACCGGUACCGCGUCGGCGACGUGCUCCGCGUGACCGGCUUCCACAACGCGGCGCCGCAGUUCCAGUUCGUGCGGCGCAAGAACGUGCUGCUCUCCAUCGAGUCCGACAAGACUGACGAGGCCGAGCUGCAGCGCGCCGUGGAGCGCGCGGCGGAGCUACUCCGCCCGCACGGCGCGUCCGUGGUGGAGUACACCAGCCAGGCCUGCACCAGGAGCAUCCCGGGACACUACGUCAUCUACUGGGAGCUGCUGGCCACCGGCGGCGGCGGCGGCGCGAAGCUGGCGGUGGACAAGGAGACCCUGGACAGCUGCUGCCUGGAGAUGGAGGAGGCGCUCAACACCGUGUACCGGCAGAGCCGGGUGGCCGACGGUUCCAUCGGGCCGCUGGAGAUCCGGGUGGUCCGGCCGGGCACCUUCGAGGAGCUCAUGGACUACGCCAUCUCCCGCGGAGCCUCCAUUAACCAGUACAAGGCGCCCCGCUGCGUGACGUUCCCGCCGAUCAUCGAGCUGCUCGACUCGCGCGUCGUGUCCAGCCAUUUCAGCCCAGCUCUGCCGCACUGGACCCCGACCCGGCGCUCCGACUAGACCGAGAGAAGUACGUAGUACAGUAGCUCCGACUGCUACUGGGAGAUUGCUGCAUGAAGUACGUACGUAGUAGCACGUUCAUACCUAAAGACCUUUUUGAGAAUUUUGAUUCUUGCUGUCAGUUAGUACAGUAGUAGCAUGAACGAACACCUUAUUCGAUGCUAUGUAGCUGAAAAAAAAUUGUUGACGGAAGGGGACAGUUUGUGGUACGAUUUGUCUGUAUCUACCAGGAGUGUGAUUACUUAACGGGACGUGCCUCCAAAA